UCAAUUGGUCGCAAAGCAGAGACUGGAGAUGGAAAGAUGGCCCUCGAUAAUUUAAUACUCGCGCAAUGUAUCCUCUAUUUUUUUGCUUUUGUGUUCAGUUUUAUUGCCGUUGUGCCUCUUUCCGAAAAUACGGAAGAUUUUCGGGGGAAAUGUUUGCUUUUCACGCAUGGAAUUUGGCAGAAUGAAAAUAUUACAGUAUCGAAGCAGCGCUUCAUCGUUGAGGAGUGGGGACGGGAGUCUUCGUGCAGUUUCAUCACUUUUGUCGGGAUAGCUUCCCUCGUCGUGUCUGCAGUGCAGGCGUGGAGACUGCUUUUCUUUCUUUGCAAAGGGCACGACGAUUCCAUCUUCAAUGCCUUCCUGAACCUGCUCAUCAGCUCUCUGAUGGUGUUCAUGGUCUUCCUGUCCAGCAGCAUCAUCAGCGUGGGGUUCAACCUGUGGUGUGACGCUGUCACAGAAGCAGGCAGCAUGCCCAGCAGCUGUGAAGACCUUCAGGACACGGAUCUGGAGCUGGGGUUGGAUAACUCUGCCUUCUAUGACCAGUUUGCUAUAGCUCAGUUUGGGCUGUGGGCAUGCUGGCUAGCGUGGCUGGGCAUCGCGGUGAUGGCCUUCCUCAAGGUCUACCACAACUACAGACAGGAGGAUCUUCUGGACAGCCUGAUCCACGAGAAGGAGCUGCUCCUGGGGCGAUCCUCGCGCAGGGGCUCCGACGGCCGGGACCGGAAGAAGGGCCUGAUAUAGAGCACUGGGACACACACACACACACGUAUGCACACAGCCACACACACACCCACGUAUGCACACAGCCACACACACACCCACGUAUGCACACAGCCACACAUCCACACACGCACACACUCGCAUUGACAUAUGCACACGCGCACAAAUCCACACACACUGACACACAUACACUCGCUAGCCCUGCCUGCCACUGUAGAGUGACCAAACCCUGUCUAUUCAUACAAUCAAAUCAAUGGGUUCUGACUCACAAGUAAAAUUUUAGGAUUCCUGUUAUGCCUUUGGGUUACAUCUCAAUGUACUUGACUGGCCUCCUUUUUUUUAAACGUCGCUGUAGACGGUGAACUUCUAAAAGGGUGAACAAGUCAUCGAUGUUCUGCGGCAGAUUAAAUACGCUUGUCCACUUGCUUCCUGUGUUAUUCUAAACGCAAACUAAUUACUGCUGACGCGUCAUCUGCUUCCAGGCGCACGCUUAGACGUGCGUGAGCGGAGAGAAUCUACAGGCAUUUAAUAAGGAGGAUGUAAAGGAUGUGUUAGGCCCUUCUGCUUCCACCGUGAGUGAGGCUCCACAUUUAGCAGCAUGAUUCUGGUGACUCAUCCAGACAGGGAGGUUGGAAGGACAGUUUAUCAUGGCUCCUCAUGUCUUUGUGCUUUGUUUUGCAUGGGCAGUGUGCAUGCAGUGAGUAGGGUUAGGGUUCGAUCUACUGGAGUAUUGUAUCAUUAAUAUGUUUCUGGGACAAGCUUCCUGGUUGUGUACUCUGAACACAGAUACCCUGUGAGUUGGGCAGCGUUGCUUCAGUUAUGACUGCUUUAUUGCAUGCUGUGUAUGUGUUCUUUUGCAGAGUAAUAAAUCUGUACCAAACAAGUGUUUUCUUUUAAGGUAUUACGUAGGCUUUGGAUGAUGCACACGGUCAAUCAAUGAACUUUUCUAUUUUCAAAGGACAGAGUUGUGAAGUGAGAUUACCAGAAGUCAGAAGUUCAUUUCACCUCCGGUCCGGCCCUUCUUAGUCUAAACAUCCAGUACAGAGUACAUGCUGUACAGUGCAUGCUGGGUAGUGACAACAAAAGCCUGCCAUCACGCUCUGUGGCUUUGGUACAGUAUGCAAUGACAAGUUUUAUUUGUAUUCAUUCAAAUCAUAUAAAAGAUAGGAACCAAGAAAACCUUCCAAAAGGCACUUCUUUCAAAGUGACCACUAACACAUUGCCAGACAUGAAAUGCAGCUACAAACCAAAAUGUGCACACAGGCAAUAUUUCCCCAGGUGUUCUUGUUGCUGAGGAUGGCUUAGUCUGACAGUUAAGUGGAAGCCCUCGAGAUUAGACAUACCUCAUCUUAUCAGGCAUUGGUUGAACCAUAUUGCAAAGAGCUUCAAACGUAAGACUUCUCGCACCCUAUCAUUUCCUAUAGUUGUGUUCCCUGAAACUUGUUAUAUAAAGAAUAACUUAUUAUUGGGAAACUAAAUUGUGUGGUGUCUUAUUGCUCAAAUGUAAAAGUCUGUGACAUGCACCAAUGAAGCCCUUUGAAGCGUGACCCAUUUUCAGGAGACUCGUGUUUUCUAAAUUAGAUUUGUGCCAAUUACCACAAGUCUCACAGUGAUGCAAGUAUUCAGUUAUGCUGCUGCGUUUGGCCUCUUACCACGCCAAUGUACCCUCCACCUCAUCAACUGUACAUCCUUCACUAUGCAACCCUUCAUAUCUACAUCUGAACAAGCAUUUGACAUCAAGAUUAAAAACCUGAAUUCUGCAGAAGUUGAAACAGACUAGUAGUUGAAAUAGAAAUGUAACAGGUAACAAAAUCCUUAUAAAAUUCAAUGUACAGGAAAGAAAAGUACUAAAUAUUUGUGUAGCCGCUGUUUACAGUUUACAAGAAUAGAUAACAUUUGAAGAUGGAUAUUAGUGUGGCAUUUUAACAUUUAGGAUGAACACUGGCAUAAGCACUCAUUCUGAGCACGUUCAUUUAGAUUUAGAUUAGAUUAUAAAUAAUGACAUGGGGAAUUUAUACAACAGUAUUGUGCUGACGAUGUCAUCUUUAAUCCAACUGAGCGUCCACUGACUAAAGGUGGAUAGACCACAGAGCAUGUAGUUUGUAAAAGAAAAGAUGACUUCAUUCGUAUAAAUAUUCAAUUUCGACCUGGCACAGUGAAGUGAAACAGUCCUGUCAUUCUUCUUCAUGGAUUUCCUUUUCAAAAGGAAAUCCCAUUUGUGCUUCACUCAUCCCCCAAACUCACGUAGGACAGUUAAGGUGUUCAGUGCCUAAUCCAAACAAUGUUAAAGGUCCCGACGUUCAAAAAUGUGCAAUAACAAGGCUGAAUAUUGAUAGACUUAAUAUAUCUUAAUAUUGUUGUAGACCUUACCAUAUAUACACAUUCAUAUCCAUGUAAAUAUUCAAUGUACACAAAAUGUUAUAGUUUUGUAAUAAAAUAAAUAUUUGCAUUCCAUGGAAACAUUCACACACGUACAAUAAAUGUGUGCCGAUAAUCAAAAAAAGGCAAAUGACCAUAGCAGUUAAGUGAGCAUAACCAGUGAGCUUUAGCUUUGCAAAUUUGCUAAAUAUACCAACCGAACCAAACUGAACAAGUCC
Hypomesus transpacificus is the source of this 3314-nucleotide messenger RNA. RefSeq names its product transmembrane protein 179. The transcript has 4 exons. The record is from RefSeq and is a predicted model, not a curated record. The coding region runs from base 37 to 738 and encodes 233 amino acids. Lineage: Eukaryota; Metazoa; Chordata; Actinopteri; Osmeriformes; Osmeridae.